Molecule: messenger RNA, 1549 nt
Organism: Pyrus x bretschneideri (Chinese white pear)
Lineage: Eukaryota; Viridiplantae; Streptophyta; Magnoliopsida; Rosales; Rosaceae
Exons: 7
Coding region: 81-1220 (379 amino acids)
Cellular component (GO): membrane; cytoplasm
Source: RefSeq, a predicted model, not a curated record
CCCAUUCCAACGCGGCGAGAUACAAAUUUCAGACUCUACUAGGUGCCCCCCUCCCUCCGACUCAGUCCCAACGGUCAGCCAUGGCCGCCAUACACUCCAUAGCUGCUCAGAGCUUCCCCUCUCUCCCAAACCCCAAACCCAGAAAACCCAUUGCCGCUCACGUAAAACCCAUCUUGACCUGCGCUUUUCCCACCUCCAAACUCCCAAAAAACCCAACUUUCACGAGAAACAAACAGAAAAGCAGGUGGGUUUUGAACUCGGUGGUCGAGCGAGAAGAGUGCGAUGUGAUUCCGGUUCAGAGCUCCAACCGUACGGACCAGCAGGAAGGGGUGGUGGCGAGCAGGGUGGAGAGCGAAGGCGGGGAUCAGGGGGAGUUGGUGAGUCAGGUGGGCGGGUUCGGAGCGAGUGAGGGGAGGUUUUCGUUUGAAGGGCCUGGUGGGUUUGGGUCUUCUGGGGUUGGAAGUGAGAGGGAGAGUGAGGAAUUUGAGAGGCUGGUGGAUAGAACUAUCAAUGCCGCUAUUGUGCUUGCAGCUGGUACUUUUGCUCUCACUAAGUUGAUCACCGUCGACCAGGAUUACUGGCAUGGUUGGACUCUAUAUGAGAUCCUCAGAUACGCACCUCAACACAACUGGAGUGCUUAUGAGGACGCUCUCAAGACUAACCCAGUUUUAGCCAAAAUGGUGAUUAGUGGUGUGGUGUACUCUGUAGGGGACUGGAUUGCACAGUGCUUUGAAGGAAAACCUCUAUUUGAGUUUGACCGUACACGAAUGCUCAGGUCAGGUCUUGUUGGAUUUACUCUCCAUGGUUCCCUCUCUCACUACUAUUACCAGUUUUGUGAGGAGCUUAUUCCCUUCCAAGACUGGUGGGUGGUUCCUGCCAAAGUAGCCUUUGACCAAACUGUAUGGGCAGCAAUUUGGAACAGCAUUUACUUUACAGUAGUGGGAUUUCUGCGUUUUGAAUCUCCCAUCAGUAUUUUUAGUGAACUGACAGCGACAUUUUGGCCAAUGCUAACAGCAGGGUGGAAGCUUUGGCCAUUUGCGCAUCUUGUUACCUAUGGUGUGAUCCCUGUUGAACAACGGCUCUUAUGGGUGGACUGUGUAGAGUUAGUGUGGGUGACUAUACUCUCAACUUACUCAAAUGAAAAAUCAGAAGCAAGGAUUUCUGAGGCACCAGCUGAAGAUAUUUCCAGUUCGUCGAACACAAGUCCUCUUGAGGAGUAAACAAAUUGAAAACGGCCAGAAAAUCAGAGACGGAUACUUCCAUGAGGGAAAUUGCUCAAUGAGUGUGAAAAACUAAAGAUCGACUCCAUGAGGACCGUGACGUUGAAGGUGAAGUACCUAGCAAUGUGGAAAUGUGCCUGGGCAGGUUGAUUUUAUAUAUAUCACGUGUAUACGUUAAGUGCCACCAGUUUCGUUUACAUAUACAUCGAGUUCCUCGUAUAUAACUUUAGAUCAUUUACCUAAUGUAUCUCCCAGAAAAACAAAUUAGUGUAAACAGAACAUUAUAUGUAUAGUUUGGGAAAGAUGGAUGGAAAUGUUCCCAAUUUAGA